Strongyloides ratti is the source of this 396-nucleotide messenger RNA. RefSeq lists its product as hypothetical. The record is from RefSeq and is a predicted model, not a curated record. Bases 1 to 396 code for a protein of 131 amino acids. The transcript is spliced from 2 exons. Lineage: Eukaryota; Metazoa; Nematoda; Chromadorea; Rhabditida; Strongyloididae.
AUGCCUGAGAAUAAAGAGAUGAAUGAGAUAGUUGAAAAGUUGUUAGAAGAUUAUUCUAUCAUUGCUGCAGUCAUCCAGCUAGUAUUAACAAGUUUUUUAAAUUAUGUAAAGGAUGAAGAAAUUAAGAAGUAUCAAGCAUGUCAGAAUGAAUUGAAUAUGAUGAAUGGUGUUCUUUUCAAAAAUAUUUGUGUUAUUAUUCCAGUUUCAUUGAGAGAUAGAAAUUUAGCUCUUCUUCACGAAGGUCAUUUUGAAGUAACCAAAGUUAAACUUCUUUCUAGAAGUUAUUGUUAUUGGUUUGGAAUCUUUUAUAGCAUAGAAAUCCUAACGAAAUCAUGCGAAGUAUGUCAACUUCAUGGUGAAACAAAAAAGAAUGAUUUCUUUCAUUCAUGGCAGUAA